ACCCAUCCUUUUCACUACCCACCAACCAAAAGAAACAAUGGACCUUUCAACCUCCAAGUUUCUUGAAGCUCAAAUGGAAGAAAGGGUAGGAGGCAAACAUGGGAAUCCAUUCUUGGAUACAUUUCCAGCAGCUCAUCAGAGGAGGAGUUCAGUGACAAAGAGAAGUAUGGAGGGUCCUUCAACCCCAGGAAGGCCCAUUUUCAGCUUCAGUGUUGGGAAUUUCUCAAGAAAAUCUGUGCCUUCAAAGUGGGAUGAUGCAGAGAAGUGGGUUGUUAAUGGCAGUUCUUGCCAUGAUUCCCCUGCUCAUAAUCCUGGCUUAAAACCACCAAAGAGUUUGAAAUCUUCAAACUACUGUAAUGAAGCAGCCCUUGCAGAGAUGUCUGGAGUUGAAGAUGCAAAGCUCUCCAUGGCUUCUAAAGAUAAGUUCACAAAAGAAGGAUCUUUCUUUGGAAAUGUGAGUGAAAAGGCCAUGAACUGUGAAACACCAGAGGUUAAGCAAAGAGAUAUUGGAACAGAAAUGACACCUGUUGGCAGUUCCCCAGCUUCAAGAUGCCACACUCCAAUCAAGCUCCCAUCGCCUCGCGGGCACAACACGCCCGCUGAUAGGUCCGGACCACUGCCUCCAUCAACUCCGAGUUCUGCAAGCACAGUAGACAUUAUGCAGCUGCAAGAAUGCCACUUGGCAAAGCUGAAGCUCGGGACAAUGCCAUCGAAUUGGAGCACGAGGGAGGAGGAAGAAGAGGACGUGUCAAAGAGCUUGAGACACUUUGAGGCGAGUAACGAAUGCCCGAGAAGUGUGUCCAAGCCUCCUAGAGCAUACUCAUCAUGGGAGGAAGAGGUUGCCAAGUGCUGCCUAAGGUACCAGAGAGAAGAGGCUCAAAUUCAAGCUUGGGUGAACCUCCAAAGUGCAAAAGCAGAAGCUCAGUCAAAAAAGCUUGAGGUGAAAAUCCAAAGGAUGAGGUCGAAGAAGGAAGAGAAGCUGAUGAAGAAAAUGGCAAUAGCUCACAGAAAAGCAGAAGAAUUGAGGGCUGCUGCCCAGCUUCAACAUUGUGAGCAGAUGCAGAAAGUGAGUGGACGAGCAAAGAAGACGACAGUAAACCGACACAACAACAUAAAUGUGUCUCCUCGUCCACCUUCUUGUACUUGUUUUCCUUGUAAUACUCAUCACGUGUAGUACCUGCAUGCAUAUGUUACUGUCAUUACUUCAAUGUUCGA
This is a messenger RNA of Ipomoea nil (Japanese morning glory), 1215 nucleotides long. RefSeq lists its product as uncharacterized. Lineage: Eukaryota; Viridiplantae; Streptophyta; Magnoliopsida; Solanales; Convolvulaceae. The record is from RefSeq and is a predicted model, not a curated record. Bases 38 to 1174 code for a protein of 378 amino acids. The transcript is spliced from 5 exons.